AUGAGAUAAUUAAACUUUGAUAAUACUUGUUUAUCGAUCUAUAUUUUUGCCUUUUUAUAGUUAUCAAAUAGUUGUUCAAGAAUUAAUUUAUCAAAGUAUUAAUUUUUAUUAAAAAAUAUUGGUAAUUAAACAAAAGAAAUGAGAGUAAUCAGAAACUUUUUGAAAAUAAUUUUGCUCGGCAUAUUCUGUUUUAAUAAAUUAACAUAAGGUGCUUAUUUAAUACAAGAUUUUAUAAAUUUUGAUGAGAAGAAUUGUUAGUAGUUUGAAGGAUAUUAAGGGAAAACUAUAGGCUGUACAAUGUAAGGAUCAAUUGGUAAACCUGCUUAAGGACAAGUUUUUCUAUUCGUCUUGUACAAUCCUCUUUAAUACUCUGUAGUAGAUACUAAUCUUGUUAUAAAUUCUUAAUGCACAAGAUUGAGUUAAUGCCCUUAUGCUGUAAAUGCUCCAAGCUCAGGCAAAAACUUUUAUAAUUAAAAAAAAUCUAUUACUUAUUAAGUAGAAGGAGGAGAUUAUGAAUAUAUCGUUUAUGACAGUCCUUAUAUGCAAGGAAAGUACUCUUCAGAUAUCAUUAAACUUUCAUCAAAUAAUGAGUUUAUAAAUAUGAAAUUUCUAUCACUCAGCAACUUCGGAUUAACUUUAUAUAUAGCUGAUGGAGUAAUUAAUCUAUCUAGAGGUAACUCAGAUAAUAUAUUUGUAGAAGGUUAUAAUCAAUAGAAGCUAAUUAGUCCAAAAUUCAUGUUUGGAGUAAAGUCUGGCAGUUUUGGACUUAUGUUUAACAGAGAUUUUAAUUUCGAAAGUUCACCAUCUAUUAAAACAUAUUCGAAUGAUUAAUGGAAUCUAUAAGUUGCAGGAAUUCGUUUUGGAGAUGAUGAUGUGAUAGCAGCCACUCACUUUUAAACCAUUAGUUUGAAUACACUUUAAAAUAUAUAUGUCCCAUACAGUCUUGCUCAAUAUAUCUAAAGCAAAUACCCUUAAUAUUACUCAAAUAAUGAAUAUUGGUCAAUUAAAAACUGUUUUGCAUGUAGCUGUUUAGUUGAUUUCCCUGAUAUUGUUAUAUAUACUUCUGAAUAUGCAAUAACUUUUAAAAUGGCAGACUUAACAUAUAUAAGUGGUUUAGCCUGCAACAUGUAUAUUUCAAGCACUAAUUUUAUAUUUGGAAUGUAAUAAUUAAUCGAUCUAGGAGUCCUUUUCAAUCCAUUAGAAGGCUCUGUUUAAAUGAUAUACAACUCUAAUACGAUGAUACAUCCAUCUAUAUCUAACCUUUAUGUUAUAAUGACCUUAGCUUCUAUUUCAUUAUUUUUGCUGAUUUUAGUUUUAUUAUACUUUGAAAUUAAGUUAAUCACUAUUAAGGACGAAUUUGAUUUUUUUAAAAAAAUAAUGUGA
Molecule: messenger RNA, 1383 nt
Organism: Tetrahymena thermophila SB210
Lineage: Eukaryota; Ciliophora; Oligohymenophorea; Hymenostomatida; Tetrahymenidae
Product: transmembrane protein, putative
Exons: 9
Source: RefSeq, a predicted model, not a curated record